Molecule: messenger RNA, 1737 nt
Organism: Candida dubliniensis CD36
Lineage: Eukaryota; Fungi; Ascomycota; Pichiomycetes; Serinales; Debaryomycetaceae
Gene: MIG1
Product: transcription factor
Exons: 1
Coding region: 1-1737 (578 amino acids)
Cellular component (GO): cytoplasm; nucleus
Molecular function (GO): RNA polymerase II cis-regulatory region sequence-specific DNA binding
Source: RefSeq, a predicted model, not a curated record
AUGUCUAUGUCCACACCAAUGCCUUCGCCUACACCCACGCCCACGCCCCUCGACUCCAAAAAAAUGGCACCAAAAGAGAAAAAGAAUAAAGAUGAUAGACCUUAUAAAUGUACAUUUUGUGAUAAGGCUUUCCAUCGAUUAGAACAUCAAACUAGACAUAUUAGAACCCAUACGGGAGAAAAGCCCCAUGCUUGUACUUUUCCUGGUUGUGUUAAACGAUUCAGUAGAUCCGAUGAAUUAACUAGACAUUUAAGAAUUCAUACCAAUCCAAGUUCAAGAAAACGGAAAAAUAAGAAUCAAAAUAUGAUGAUUAAUACUACUAAUGGUACUAAUACUACUACUACAACCCCUGCAGGUAUGGCCAUUUCACCAAAUAAUUUACCUCCUGGUUCAUAUGCUAUACCUAAUACAGCUAUUCCAUUUUCUAUUGAUCGUAAUGGGAAUCAUGUAUAUCAUCAACCUUAUCCAGUGUAUUUUGUGCCUCAUGCUAAUGGGUAUAUGCAACCAAUGGUACAAACUCAAGGUGUAACCGUUGUUCCUAAUUCUGAUCCACAGCAACAACAACAGCAACAGCAACAGCAACAGCAACAGCAACAACAAUACCACCAGCAAUUCCAAUAUCAAGAACGUCCACAACAACAAACCAAUAUUAGAUCCAAUAAUCAUUUACAACAACAUGGAUCAGCAAUAUUUUCAUUGCCUUCAUCUCCAACUAUGUCAUCGGCACAAACACCAAAUUCAGGAACCAGUUCAUCAUGUGAAAGUAUCAAAUUAGCUCCAUUGUCUAUACCAAACAACCUUUCUCGUCCACAACAGCAACAGCAGCAGCAGCAGCAAAUUCCUAAAUCGGAAUCUUCAACUAGCCUAUAUUCUGAUGGUAAUAGAUUAUUUAGUCGACCAAAUUCAACAUUACAUUCAUUAGGUUCAUCUCCAGAAAAUAAUAAUUCUCUGGGUCAAUUAAGUGGAGUUCCAACUCCAUCAUUUUCUAAUUUGAAUGAUUAUUUCCAACAAAAAAAUAACAAUAAUAAUAAUAAUAAUAAUUCUCGAUUAUUUAAUGCUAGUUCAUCAUCAUUAAGUUCAUUAAGUGGUAAAAUAAGAUCUUCAUCAUCGACGAAUUUAGCUGGUUUACAAAGAUUAACUCCAUUAACCAGUACUACUACAACUAAUACAUCAUUAUCUAAUAAUAAUAAUAUGACUAGACUAAAUAUAAUACCAAAACAACCAUCUUCUACUUCAUUAAAUUUAGAAUUCUAUAAUGGUAACAAUCAACAACAACAACAGAAUUAUCAUGCGACAAAGAAAUCUCGACCAAAUUCACCAUCACAAACUCCAAUUCAUUUAUCAAGUUCACGUAAAAGUGCCAAUAAUCUGUUUAUAAUAUCACCUAAUGAAACCCCAUUACAAACUCCAUUACAAUCACCACAAUUAAAACCAUAUCAAGAUCAACCAAUAGGAAAUAAUAUUAAUAAUACAUCAGAUACACUUAUUGGAUCGGUUGUUAAUGAGAAAUUAAAUAAUAUUAGUAUUGCUACUAAUGGAACUCAAUUACCACCAAUUAGAUCAGUAUUAAGUUUUACUUCAUUAGUUGAUUAUCCUCCUGAUUCUAAACAAAAAAUUGUUGCACCACCAAUAGUAGAUACUACUACUAUAAUUAGAGGUGAAACUAAUGGUAAUAAUGGUACUAAUAAUGAUAAUUCAAAUGCUAAACCAAUGAGUUUAACCAAUUUAUUAAGUUAG